AUGCCGGUGCCUCCUACUCCGCCUGAUGCCCGGGCAGUAUUCUUCGACAAGAUAGUUCAACGCACUACAGGCUUAUUGCCUGUCCCUGCCGUCAGCAAGCAUGGAAGCAAGUCGCUGCCUCCUAGGGUUUGCCUCCGCCGCAGCCGUCGGCUUGCUGGCGCCGAGGCCGAUGUGGUCCCUACUGACAUGGGAGGAAGAGUACAGAAGAAGGCGAUGAGGUCUCUCGGCAUCAUUAACGAGCAUGAAGGUAUAAAUCAACAGGCCCAGAACGAUUAUGCAAAGCUGUUUGGGCAACCGCUCUCAGACUCUCAUCUUCAGGCUCUGACUGCAUUGUUUUUUUGGUCUCUCCCUGAGGAGCUGGAGCCUGGGAGUGAUGAUGUACUGAUGGAGACUAAGAUCACAGCCAUAUCCCAAAGGGUCAUUCUCUCUGCUCUCGGGUCUGAUUUCACAGGAUACUUAGCUCUGCCCUCUGUUGGGGCUAGUGGUGGUAUUCUAGUCGCUUGGAGGCACCAUGUGGGCAUCUCAGGUGCUCAGAGGGUGGACAACUUUAGUAUGUCCAUUCAAUUCUCCACGGAUAAUGGACAGACAUGGUGGCUGACCUGCGUUUAUGGACCACAGGGGAAUGAGGAUAAGAUUCAGUUUCUUCAGGAGCUUCGUGACAUCCGGGCGACCUGUCAAGGGCCUUGGAUGAUAGCAGGAGAUUUCAAUUUGAUUUACAAGGAUGAGGAUAAGAACAAUGUCAACUACAAUAGGGCUAUGAUGGGUCGGUUCAGGCGAUUCAUUAAUGAUCUGGCCCUCAAAGAAAUCCCCCUCCAUGGUCGCAAAUACACUUGGUCUAAUCAGCAAGAUUCCCCUACUUUGGUAAAAUUGGACAGGGUUCUUUGCUCUGUAGACUGGGAGGAUAAAUUUCCUAAUUGUUUGCUUCAAAGUUUGGCUUCAGAAGACUCUGAUCACUGCCCACUCUUGCUGGGACUUCAGAACAAUAAAGUAGGAAGGCGCAGAUUUCAUUUUGAGUCUUUCUGGACCAUACUGGAUGGUUUUCAGGAGGCGGUGGCUGCAGCCUGGAUGUCAGUUCCUACUGGCUCCUGCCCCUACUUAACUCUAAGCCAGAAGUUUAAGGCAACCGCUAAGGGAUUACAGAGAUGGAGCAGCAAAAAGGAGAAUUGUGGCUGA
Molecule: messenger RNA, 1173 nt
Organism: Miscanthus lutarioriparius
Lineage: Eukaryota; Viridiplantae; Streptophyta; Magnoliopsida; Poales; Poaceae
Source: the annotation of a GenBank genome assembly